ACAAAGUACAGUGCCGAUAACAUCACUCUAUUGCAUACUAUUUGAAUUUCAUCUUUUCCGCAAGGGAAGAAUCGAAGAGAGACAGGCGAUGGGGGGUCCGAUAGGGUUUGGGAUCAUGGGAUGCGCGGAAAUUGCCCGCAAGCUUUGCCGCGCCAUCGGCAUUGCCCCUAACGCCACCGUCGUCGCUGUCGGCAGCCGAUCCCCCGACAAAGCCCGAAAGUUCAUCGCCGACAACGGCCUCCCGGCGACUACUCGCGUUCACGGCAGCUACGAGGCUCUGCUCGACGAUCCAGACGUCGAGGCCGUCUACGUUCCGCUUCCAACGAGCCUUCACGCCCACUGGGUUAUCGCCGCCGCCGGCAAGGGCAAGCACGUGCUUGUCGAGAAGCCGCCGGCCCUUAAUACCGCGGAGCUUGAUCGGAUUCUCGAGGUCUGCCAGAUUAAUGACGUCCAGAUUAUGGACGGAACUAUGUGGAUGCACCACCCCCGCACUGCCAAGAUGCGAGACCUCCUCUCUGAUCCCAAUCUUUUUGGCCAAGUCAAAAGGACUAACAGCAUAUUUUGCUUCAAUGGAAGCCCUGAUUUCCUACAAAAUGACAUCCGGGUGAAGCCUGAUCUUGACGGCCUUGGAGCUCUCGGUGAUGCAGGCUGGUACUGCAUCAGUUCAAUUUUAUGGGCAAAUGACUACGACCUUCCCAAGACUGCCAUUGCAUUUCCCAACCCUGUUAAGAACGAAGCUGGAGUGGUUCUAUCUUGUGAUGCAUCCUUGCACUGGGAGGAUGGUAGGGUUGCAACAUUUCACUGCUCCUUUUUGGCCAACCUCACUAUGGAUUUGACUAUCAUUGGAUCAAAAGGAACACUGCAUCUGAAUGACUUCAUCAUUCCUUUCGAAGAGAGUUCUGCAAACAUUACCUUUGCUUCUGAUUCUUUGUUGAAUGAUGCCGUUACCGCAUGGGCAACAUUGUCCCAAAAGCAUGUUGUCUCUACCGAUCUGCCCCAGGAAGCUCUAAUGGUUACCGAGUUUUCCAGAUUAGUUUCUGAGAUAAAAGAAUCUGGAUCGAAGCCUGACUAUAAAUGGCCUACCAUUAGCAGGAAGACUCAAGUUGUCUUGGAUGCAGUGAAAGCUUCUAUUGACAGUGGAUCCAAGCCUGUUCAGAUUGUUUUCUGAGGUCUUACCGUAUUGAGCUUACAGUUGCUCCAGGUUUGUCCUUAUGGCUUUCUAGUAUUGCUGUGACAUAAGAAUAGUCAUCGAUUGAAUAAUCCUUGCUUGGAUGCAAUGAUUUGUCUCCACCAUUAGUUGAUAGUCGUACUUCCAGUUUGAAGUACGAUGAAAAUGAUUUUUCAUGUUCAGCUUGAACUUCACCUAGUUGAGAUUGAAUGACCUUAUCUUUCAAGUUGAGAACUCUUGAUGUUUGUUUUUUCUCAUCUUUUGUUGUCUAUUAUGAUUUGAGGAAUUUAAUUGUUGAACAUGUUAUAUAAACACUACCAUCUAUUAUGCAUAUGAAAAGCUGAGGUCAU
Messenger RNA from Phalaenopsis equestris, 1518 nucleotides. RefSeq lists its product as uncharacterized. Gene Ontology annotation, molecular function: nucleotide binding. The record is from RefSeq and is a predicted model, not a curated record. NCBI's taxonomy places the organism in Eukaryota, Viridiplantae, Streptophyta, Magnoliopsida, Asparagales, Orchidaceae. The transcript has 2 exons. The coding region runs from base 89 to 1168 and encodes 359 amino acids.